Molecule: messenger RNA, 2894 nt
Organism: Medioppia subpectinata
Lineage: Eukaryota; Metazoa; Arthropoda; Arachnida; Sarcoptiformes; Oppiidae
Source: the annotation of a GenBank genome assembly
UUGCAUUGAAUAAGCGUUGAAUGCAUUGAGAAAAACAUCGCUUUCUUCUGUUAAGAGUGAACGCAAUCAUAGCCUCUGUUAACCACUCUAUCAGUAAAUUAUAGUUUAGUUUUUGAAAUGUUAUGUUUGAUUGACUUGUGAUUCAAAUGAUGUCCAGACGUGUUGUGGGAGUGAUUGUGAGAAGUGGUCGCAAACAAACCAACAAUUUUCUUAUGUAUGGCUUCAGUGAGCCCUCCGUUUAUCAUGCAUUGGUCGUCAUAUUCCUCGAGUUCUUCGCGUGGGGUCUUCUCACCACUCCUAUGAUUACCGUAUUGAAUGAGACGUUUCCGAACCACACAUUCCUCAUGAAUGGCUUAAUUGUUGGCAUUAAAGGAUUCUUAUCAUUCCUGAGCGCACCCCUUAUCGGCGCUCUCUCUGAUCUCUGGGGCCGCAAAUUUUUUCUAUUAUUAACCGUAUUCUUCACGUGUUGUCCCAUUCCUCUCAUGCGAUUGAAUACAUGGUGGUAUUUCGCGAUGAUAUCGCUGUCGGGUGUGUUUGCGGUCACGUUUUCAGUGGUGUUCGCAUACGUGGCCGACGUAACCACAGAACACGAGCGGAGUUCUGCCUAUGGACUCGUUUCGGCCACAUUCGCGGCCAGUCUGGUCACGUCGCCCGCGUUGGGCGCAUACCUGAGCGCUGUGUACGGCGACAGUCUAGUCAUAUUUUUAGCAACACUUAUAGCUAUUUUGGACGUUUUAUUCAUCCUAUUCUUCGUUCCCGAAUCAUUGCCCGAAAAAUUACGGUAUAAGUCGAUCUCAUUGUGGGAAACGGCCGACCCUUUUGUCUCACUCCGCAAAGUAGGCAAAGAUAAGACUAUAUUAAUGCUCUGUUUGGCGGUAUUCCUGUCAUAUCUGCCCGAAGCGGGUCAGUACUCCUGUUUCUUCGUUUANAUCUCAUUGUGGGAAACGGCCGACCCUUUUGUCUCACUCCGCAAAGUAGGCAAAGAUAAGACUAUAUUAAUGCUCUGUUUGGCGGUAUUCCUGUCAUAUCUGCCCGAAGCGGGUCAGUACUCCUGUUUCUUCGUUUAUUUGAGACUUGUUAUGAAUUUCUCGGCCGAAGACGUGGCGUUGUUUAUCGCUGUUGUGGGCCUGUUAUCAGUUGUGGCUCAGACGGCAAUGCUAUCAAUGCUGAUGAAGACAUUUGGGAGCAAAAACACGAUAAUGUUUGGCCUUUUGCUUGAAAUGCUUCAACUAAUGUGGUAUGGGUUUGGCUCUCAGACGUGGAUGAUGUGGACGGCAGGCAUUGUGGCCGCACUCGCGUCCAUCAGUACGGAUAUUAACACUUAUCCGAGUAUAAGUGCAUAUUCAUCGAUGGGCGCCGACGCCGACAAACAGGGUUUAGUUCAGGGACUCAUCACUGGUAUCAGAGGGUUGUGUAAUGGUUUGGGUCCAGCCGUCUAUGGGUUUGUGUUUAAUUUAUUUAACGUCGAUCUGACGCAUAACGUGCCGGUCGUCGGCCAAUACCCGGGCGGCGGAGAGAGAGGCGCUCUUAUAAUGAACGAGCAUUUAAUGAACUCAAGCAUUCAUGCAUUGCCUCAGAAUCAACUGAUUCCGGGCCCGCCUUUCGUUUUCGGAGCCUUUUUAGUGUUUUUGGCGAUUCUUGUGACAGCGAUAGGCAUUCCGGAACUCAUUCAAUAUCCGUCUCAACACAACAGUGAGAGUAAUCAACACAACAGUUCCGGAAGGACGGGCUCUAAAUACUAUUACACGUCAAUGCAGUAUCAAAGGGGUGACAACCAGUGCGUCGGUUCCAAUGCCAUGGAUGGUAAGGCAAGUCCUCUCGGAAGUGCUGACGAAGAAAAUGUGAGCACUUCUCUUAAAUCCAUUGCCAGUCCUCUCCGGAAGAAUGAGGACAAGAGUUUGGUUCGUUAUUUGCAUCCAACGGAUCACGAGUUAAGACAAACGAUAGGUUAUCCCAAAAACACAAAUAAAGGCAAAAACCGAAAGGAGAAUAAAGAGCAACAAAACAAUACAUUUAAUGUUCCUAAGGAUAUAUCGCUCAGCCUUGAGGCCAAACCUCUGGAACUACUAGAUGUGAUUCAAUUGCCAUACUAUGCGGAACUUCAAUGGCUUAUUGACUUCGGAGUCUAUGCUCUGAUAAUAUACUUUUUGACUGAAUUUUACUACUUUUUAGUCCCGAAUAGUACUGAAUAUAAUUUAAGUCUAAUUUGGUGUUCACUUGUCGUGGCCUUCAGUUUGAAAAUAUUGUUUUCGAUAACUGGUCUCUACUUCAGAGGUGGAGACGAAGCCAUAGGCGAGAGAUCUCUAACCAUAGUCUCUGGAUCUCUAUUCUUCUUGACAGCGAUGGUUGUCUUAAUAGCCGACGAAAACUUCUUGGAAUUUGGAUUAGUUCCGGCCUAUAAGAGCUUCAAUGAAAGUGCAUUUAAACUGUUAGAAACUCAAUCUCUGAGCGAUGGGGUGGGGAGUGGACCCACUUCUCUACUAAUGGUGAAGUUCUUUCUGUCCAUUUGGUGCGCUCUUAUCGGAGCCUUCUUUACAUUUCCCGGUCUUCGUGUGUCUAAAAUGCAUUUCGAUGCCAUCAAGUACUCCGCCAACGAUCGCAUCGCUCUGGUUUUAUUGAAUCUGAGUUUCAUUUCUCCGCUUUUCGUAAUACUAUUAUGGGUUAAACCGAUUGCCAGAAAUUACUUAACUGUCAAAACCUGGUCAUCGAGAGGCGCGAUAAUGAGUUCCGAUAGUUUCGAGACGACAAGAAUUGUCGUAAUACUGGUUGUGAUUGGUUUGCGAGCGUUUCUCACCCGUCGAUACCUUCAAUCGUAUCUGAAUAUCGCACCACAAAAGCUGACACUCAUGAAGAAAGAGAAGGGACGCAUCACUAAUGUUGAUCUCCAGAAAUUG